Molecule: messenger RNA, 1737 nt
Organism: Talaromyces rugulosus
Lineage: Eukaryota; Fungi; Ascomycota; Eurotiomycetes; Eurotiales; Trichocomaceae
Exons: 1
Coding region: 1-1737 (578 amino acids)
Biological process (GO): transmembrane transport
Molecular function (GO): transmembrane transporter activity
Source: RefSeq, a predicted model, not a curated record
AUGGCAACCCCAGAGUCCAAUCUCUCGUCCUCUCCUACAAUGGAGAAGACCGACACCAACACAGCAGCAUCUUCUUUCGGUAUACACGAGAACCAACUCGCACGACAGAUUAGCGAGGCACAAGUCGAAAAGGGCUUGCGCCAACGGUCUUCAGAAAGAAGCAACGAUGAUCCCACGUCCACACGCGACAACGUGCGGAAGAUUACAGGAGUUAAAUGGUUCCUCCUCUGCACUGCUCUCUACACUACAGCAUUGCUGUAUGGUCUCGACACAACCAUUGCAGCCGAUGUCCAGGGCGCAGUCAUCGAAACCUUUGGCAGUAUCAGCCAGCUCGCCUGGCUUGGUGCUGGGUUUACUCUGGGUUCCGCCGCAGUGAUCCUGCCGUAUGGCGCGCUGUACGACAAGUUCUCUCUGAAAUACUUGUAUAUUGCGGGAAUAAUCCUCUUUGAAACGGGCUCUGUACUUUGCGGCGCGGCGCCGUCCAUGAGCGCUCUUAUUGUUGGCCGAGUGAUUGCCGGUGUUGGGGGAACGGGCAUGUAUCUCGGCGUUCUCAACCACCUCUCAGCCCUGACAACACGAGAAGAAAGAGGCACAUAUAUCAACGGAAUCGGGUUUGUUUGGGGUGUCGGAGCGUGCUUGGGCCCUGUGGUCGGCGGCGCCUUUUCCGAUUCUUCGGCUACAUGGCGCUGGGGGUUCUAUAUCAACCUUGUGAUCGGUGCAGCUACAUCACCCAUCUACAUCUUCAACCUACCAAACAUCCACCCAUCUUCUUCUUCUGUUGGUAUAUCUGUAUGGCAGCGAAUCAGAAACAUCGACUACGUCGGCAGCCUCCUCAGCGCUGGAAUGUGGGUGUCCUUUGCGCUCUCGUUUGUCUUUGCCGGCGGAGUCUGGAGCUGGCAUGACGGACGCACCAUUACUACCAUCACAGUCUUUGGCGUUCUCACUAUCGCAUACGCACUACAACAAUACUUUGCCAUUUUCACGACACCCUCGACACGCUCAUUCCCGAUUCAUCUACUCAAAUCGCGAACACAGGUUCUAACCGCCGUCUGUUCGGCAGCAAGCUUUGUCGGCCUCAACGUGCCCACGUAUUUCAUCCCCAUAUACUUCCAAUUCGUGCAAAACGACACCGCGCUAGACGCAGCAGUGCGUCUUCUUCCAUUCCUGCUCGUGACCGUGGCGUUUAAUCUCGCAAGUGGCUAUUUCUUGUCAAAAAUCAAAUACUACAUGCCGAUAUACAUUGUCUCGGGCAUCCUAAUCACAAUCGGCGGAUCCCUCAUGUACAUUUUUCUCAAACCGGAGACGUCAACGUCUGCCAUUUACGGCAUCAGCGUCGUGCUCGCUAUCGGCACGGGCUUGACCAUGCAGAUCGGAUACGCUGUAGCCACACUCAAAGUUUCCCCGGAAGACGUCACAAACUCGCUCAGUGUGCAAAACGUGAGCCAAAUCGGGGGCACGACAAUCUGUCUAAUCAUGGCCGUUUUGAUUUUUGAAUCUGCCGCGGUCCGCAAUGUUGACAGCGUUCUGGCUGGCCAAGGGUUCUCAGAAGACCAGAUCCGGGCCGCGGUGGCGGGCACACGCAGUGUGCUUUUUGAGAAAUUGAGUGGUGAGCUCAAGACGCAGGUGAUAGCGGGUAUUACAAAGGCGAUUCAGACUUCUUUUAUUUUGGUUAUUGUGGCUGGGGCGAUGAUUGUGGUGAGUGGGGUGGCUAUGAAGAGGGAGAAAUUGUUUGGAUAG